GGACAUCACCAUCUUAUUUUUAACAGUGUGUAUUACUACUCGCUGUUCAUAAGUCUUUCGGGAGUUCGCUUACAUUGUUUGAAAAAAAUAUAGAUUACACCAACACGUAACUACACUUAAACGGAAACGAUGUUUCACAGGAUAGUUUUUUUCACUGUAGGUGUUUUUGCCGUACUGGGUUACUCGUCAUCUGCUGACGAAGAACAAUCCGUCACACAUCAGAAAGAAUUGCUCGUUGAAACCAUGGCAAAACGCUUAGGAAUUCUCGAGGAAAAAUAUGAAUCCAAAUUCCAAACCAUGGAACAGGAGAAUUUGCUAUCAAAAUCUGAACUGGUAUCGUUGAAAUCAGAGGUUGCUUUGCUUAGGUUUCCCAAUGACGGCGGAGCUUCUUCGAAUGGAAAUGAAACCACAGAUAACGUUCAUGGACCAAAGCUUGCUACCAGAGGAAGCCGAAGGGCUUUGCGGGUGUCGACUCAAGAUCUCCAUAAUCAAAUAGCUUUCCAGGCAGUUUUGGAUCAUAAUAUCGGAAAUAUCGGAGCUGAUGAGACAAUUAAAUUCAAUAAACCCCAAAUUAACCUGGGCGGAGGUUACAACCCUAGCACAGGAAUAUUUACAUGUUCUAGGCCUGGUCUGUAUGUUUUUCAUAUAACAAUCGUAUUGCAUAGUGCUAAAUCAGGAGAAUUCCAUCUCUUAAAAAAUGGACACGAAUUUGGACGUGUAUAUUCCGGUGAUGAGGACAGUGGUAGAGCCGAUGGUGCCGCUUCAACAGCUAUCGUACAGCUGGAGGUUUCCGACACUGUGUGGGUAGCAUCCAACACCAACCACGAUUCGGGGGAGGUUCUUCUCCCAUCAUACUGUUUCCUCGCUGGGUACUUACUUUUUCCAAAUACUGUCUGAUGCUUUACUUACAAUUGUAUACUUUUGCCAAUAACAAGGCUUUAGGCUCAGCAGGUAAGCUGCAAUAUUUUACAAAUAAUGCGUGCUACCAUUUUAGCAAUGUGUUUGACAUUGAACACAAAUAAAAGGGAACUAAUCUUUGAAUAAAGGUUGACAAUUGCACAUUCUGUCUAGUUACAUGUUGAGAAUUACAUGUACUCUUUGAAAUCAUCCAUAUUUACAUAGUUAUAAAGGGCCAUUCAUUCUAAAAAUAAUACCUUUUUUCAUAAUGAGUAUUGUCAAUAUCAAUCAAAAUAUUAAAUCAGAAAUGUGGUGAUAACGAUAUGCUCACACUUGAAAAGAAACCAUAUCCCGAAAUACACAAAAAAUACUAUAUCAGACAUUAGUAUUCAUUUCGUGUGAGUUUUUACCAAAGACAAUUGUUUUUAUUUUCUGGAGAUUAAACUCUUUUUGUCUCUG
Pecten maximus is the source of this 1356-nucleotide messenger RNA. RefSeq names its product collagen alpha-2(VIII) chain-like. NCBI's taxonomy places the organism in Eukaryota, Metazoa, Mollusca, Bivalvia, Pectinida, Pectinidae. The record is from RefSeq and is a predicted model, not a curated record. Gene Ontology annotation, molecular function: protein binding. The transcript has 2 exons. Bases 130 to 897 code for a protein of 255 amino acids.